Rotaria sp. Silwood1 is the source of this 2181-nucleotide messenger RNA. The record is from the annotation of a GenBank genome assembly. Lineage: Eukaryota; Metazoa; Rotifera; Eurotatoria; Philodinida; Philodinidae.
AUGCAAACAAUAAUUAAUAAAAAAUCAUAUGAUUUACGAGCAAAACCAAUUCAAAUAUUUUGUAAUAUACCUAAAUUGACAAAACAUGAACAUACAAAAACAUUUAAAAUAAUUGGUAAUAAUGAAAGUCAAUUUUUAUUUGAUGAUAAACCAGCAUUUCAUUUUGAACAUAUAUGGGGUGAAGGUACAACAGGUGAAAUUUAUGAUCGAUUUGCUCGACCAGCUAUAGCUGAUCUUGUACGAGGACGAAGCACACUUCUUUUUAUUAUUGGUCGAAAUAAAAAAUUUCGUAAUGAUAUUCUAUUUGGUGAAACAAAAGAUACUGGUCUAAUUUCAUUAACAAUCAAUGCACUUUAUAAUAGUAUUGGUGAACAUCGUGCAAUUAAAUAUUAUUUUAGACCCAUAGGUAAUAAUACAUAUAGAAUUCAAUCAGAUGCUCAAGCAAUGUUUGAUCGAUAUCAACGUGAUCUUUUACCUAAAGUGAGCAAAAAUAUUAUUGGUAAUAUUACACAUACAAGUAUUUUAGAAAAAUCAAUACUUGAUCAAACAUCGAAUGUAUCUGGUAUUGAUGAUGAUAAUAUUUAUACAAUAUUUAUAUCAGCUAUAGAAAUAAAUACAAUAAAUUCAAAUUCUAUAACAAUUGAUUUAUUAAAAAUGUUUACUGAAGGUAUUAAUAAUAAUCAAUUUGAAACUCCACAAACAUGUAUUGAAAUGGAAUUUGAUGAUGCACGUAAAACACGACGAAAAUUAUUUGAUACAAAUAAAAUACCUAUGAAAGAUAAUUCAACACGUUUAUAUAUAAUUCGUCUUGUACAAGCAAGAAAAACUGAUCAAAGAGAAAAUGUCAUACCGAUUGUUAGUCAAUUAACAUUUAUUGAUUUACCAACAAAUAAAAAUUCAGCAGAUUUAAAAGUUGUAAAAGAUUUUAUUGUACCAUCAAGAAAACAAUCUAUAGAAUCUUCAAAUCAUUUACAAGAUUUUCUUCAUAGAUAUCCUAUUCAAGAUUAUCAACAACAAUUUGUACCAAUUAAAUUACUUUUAUGUGCAUCAGCAAGUAAUCAUGAUGCACAAGAUACUUUACAAGAUAUUAAAUGGUUAAUGAGUCUUCAAGCUAAUCAAUAUCUUGUUUAUUUGGGUCGUGAUGAAGAAAAUCAUGUUACACGUGAUGAUGAUGAUGAUCAUCAUCAUCGACCACCACGUCCACCAUCUAUACAUUAUUCAACAUCAUUAAAUCGUACAGAUCAUAGAAAUUUAAUACAACAUGUACCAAAUUCAACUCCACUUGCUCAAUCAACACCACGAUCAAUAACACAAAUACCAUCAACAACAACUACAUUAGCAUCUAUUCAUACAGAACGUUCUCAUCCAACACAAUAUAAUAAUACACCAAGUCGAUCAUUUAAUUAUAUUACAAAUACAUCUCAAUCAAUACCUCCACCACGACCACCAUCAUCAUCUUCUCGACUUAUUAUAGAAGAAACUCCUUCGUGUGUCACUUAUGCAUUAACACCUAGUACAGGUAUAUCUCAUUUAAAUGAAAAAGUACCACCUCGUAUUCCACCAAGAAUUCAACGAUCAAUAAAACCAUUAUCAUCUAUCGAACAAGAAGUACCUACUCUAUUAACAGAAACAAAAUUAAAUUCAAAUAUUCAAAAUCGACGACCACCACCACCACCACCACCGAUUUAUAAUACAGAAACAAAUAAAAAACGUUUAUCUCGAAAAUAUUCAAGAACAAAUUCAAUUAUUGAUGUACAACAACGAGCUUCAUCUGUACUUAGUUCACGUAUUAUACCAACAAUAGCAUCAACUACAAAACAUGUUACUUUAAAAGAAGAAAAUUUACUUAAACGUUCAUCAUCAGUUGAUCGUAUUGGACGUGAACGUUGGUUACAUCAUAUUACCGAUCCAUUAACAAUUAAUAAUGCAAUUAAAUUACGUGCAUCAUUACCAAAUCCAUUACAACUUGUUACAAAUCAUUUUAAUGCUAUGUCAAAAUUAUUAAGUGCAACUAAAUAUGCUAUUGAACAUCGAGCUGAAGAUGGUGUUCAAUUAUUUCAAGGUGAUGUUAUGGCAACAAGUAAAGGUGGUGUUAAAGUUGUUUUUACUUCAGUUGAUCAAGUAACACAUAAUAGUUUACUUCCAAUAACAUGUGAAAAUUCUAUUUUGAAUAGAUGUUAG